Messenger RNA from Pogonomyrmex barbatus (red harvester ant), 970 nucleotides. It is a transcript of the gene Cypl, whose product is annotated as peptidyl-prolyl cis-trans isomerase-like 1 Cypl. The record is from RefSeq and is a predicted model, not a curated record. Gene Ontology annotation, biological process: protein folding; protein peptidyl-prolyl isomerization. Gene Ontology annotation, cellular component: catalytic step 2 spliceosome. NCBI's taxonomy places the organism in Eukaryota, Metazoa, Arthropoda, Insecta, Hymenoptera, Formicidae. Gene Ontology annotation, molecular function: peptidyl-prolyl cis-trans isomerase activity.
GCCGUUGUGUGUGUAUAUAUACUCAACAGAUCCUUGACAUUGAUGCCGCAUGUGAUUACCGCUUUGUACACGAAAGGUUGUAGUAAGACAGAAGCAAUCGCCUGAUAGUUCGUUUUUAAGGAGUUAAUAAAAGGAUUUAAAAUACAGACCACAAUGUGCCUCGCAAACAUAUCCGGCGUGCCGGAUAAACACUGGCAGCCACCUUUCGUCGUCUUUGAGACUACGAUGGGUGAGGUAACCUUUGAGUUAUAUUGGAAACAUGCUCCUAUUACAUGUAGAAACUUUGCCGAGCUGACACGACGUGGAUAUUACAAUGGUACCAAGUUUCACAGGGUCAUCCGUGACUUUAUGAUUCAAGGUGGUGAUCCUACUGGGACAGGAAAAGGUGGGAUGUCCAUCUAUGGUGAAUGUUUUGAUGAUGAAAUACAUGACGAUUUGAAACAUACAGGUGCUGGGAUAUUAUCAAUGGCAAAUUCUGGACCAGAUACAAAUGGUUCACAGUUCUUUAUAACACUUGCGCCUACUCAGUGGCUUGAUGGGAAACACACUAUAUUUGGUAGAGUCCAUUCUGGUAUGGCAAUAGUGAAAAGAAUUGGUCUAGUUGAGACGGAUAAAAAUGAUCGACCGGUAGACGAUGUUAAAAUUGUGAAAGGUUCCGUGAAAAACGCGUGAUUUCUCUGACAAAAUUUUACAAGAUGUAAAAAUCUUAUUUUCUCAAAUUUUAAAACAAGAAUUUAAAAAUAACGCAUCGAAACAUUAAAAAUAAAUGUCUUUAUGUCUAUGUAAAUUAUAUAUUAUGAUUGUAAUAAAAAAAUAUCAUUUAAUCAUGAUAAUCUGAGAAGAGAGUAGAAAUUUUUAUUUGUAACUUGCAAUCUACGAAAAUGUGCCACUACUCCAGUUUGGUGUGUAUUUUUCGUGACUCGAAAAAUCAAUUUCUUUUUAUUGGUAAUAAAACAGCAUAAACAGCCAA